This is a messenger RNA of Poeciliopsis prolifica (blackstripe livebearer), 3359 nucleotides long. It is a transcript of the gene niban2a, whose product is annotated as niban apoptosis regulator 2a. NCBI's taxonomy places the organism in Eukaryota, Metazoa, Chordata, Actinopteri, Cyprinodontiformes, Poeciliidae. The coding region runs from base 108 to 2612 and encodes 834 amino acids. The record is from RefSeq and is a predicted model, not a curated record. The transcript has 14 exons.
UUUCUGGAGCCAAACAGGAGGGAAGCCGCAGCAGCAGAUUCCCUGCAGAGCGCCGGAGUCUUGGAGGUUUAACCUGGGAGUUAGCACCGCUGGGAAACACUGUCGCCAUGGGGGACGUGGUUUCCUCUCACCUGGACGAGAGCAGGCGGGAGAUGAUUACAGCUCGGACCGGAGACGUGAUGAGGCAGUUUGGCGAUCUGUACGAGAAGCAGUACGCCGUCGCCCUCUUCAACGUCGUCCGCUUCGAGAUAGAAGGAGGCGGCGGCGCGCAGUCGCAGCUGCUGCACCGAAAGGACCCUCUGGCGGGUCACACCAUUUUCUCCGGGAGUUUGUUCCAGUACCUGGAGGAGAACCGGAAGUGGAGGAACCGUUUCGUCUUCAUCCCAAACAGCUACUCCGUCGACCUCUACGAGAGCAAAGCGGCCUACGACCGAACGCUGCAUCCCAAGGUUUCCAUUAACUGUGCCGGGUACAAGGCCCUGACCUCCAUGGAGGAGUACAUGGAGCUGCUCACCAGCAGCCUGCCAGAAAUCAAGGCCAAACCGAGUAACGCUCCCUUCAUCAAGUGUGCCACCCAGUUCCCACUGAUCCUGUGGCACCCGUACGCCCGCCACUACUUCUUCUGCGUGGUGACGGAGAAGGAGCAGCAGAAGUGGCACGCCGUGCUGCAGGACUGCGUCAGACACAGCAACAACGGUCUGUCAGAGGAAAACACGGUCCAGACUCCGGCCUUCACCGAUUCUGUGAGGCGCUACAGGCAGGUCAAAGGUCACUACGGCACCUGGGAGAUGAUGUGCGGGUCGCCGCCUCAGAUCCUAGCUAACCUGGUUCUGGAGACGCUCCAGCCUGAGCUCAGAAAUGCGAUUGGCCCUCGGCUCAAGGGGAAGCUGCAGGACAGACAGAGGAAGUGGAUGUUGAUCUCUGACGCCGUGUACCGGCAGGUUCUGACCCAGACAAGAGACCAGUACGCCGCCCUGGUGGACGCCUGUGAGGCCCAGAAGCCUUCGCUGGACGUCAGACUGCGUGGCGACAUGGACAUGCUCGUCACAACCAAAGAACAUGUCAUCGGCAAGAUCAGAGCCGUGGUGAUGCCGAAAGCCGAGCAGAUCCUGCGCAGCAGCAUCCAGCCGUACCUGAGCUCCAUCCUGGACGCCCUGAUGGAGCCCACCAGCCGCGGCUUCGCCGAGAUCAGGGACACUUUCUUCAAGGAGGUGGUGGAGAUCAGCAAGAACUCGCUCAACGGCAGCGGCAAAGACAACCUGGGAGAGCAACUGGAGCGCCUGUCCAUGCUGGCCUUCCACCCGGUGAAGAUGCAGAGCGGCUACCAGCAGAUGCAGCAGCUGAACCUGGAGGGGCUGCAGCAGAGGUUCGACGUCUCCAGCCCCAACGUGUUUGUCAGCAGAGCCCAGAUCCUCAUGAGGGAGCAAAUGGACAACGCGGUGUUCACGUUUGAGCAGCUGCUCCACCAGGCGCUGGAGGCGCAGGGCGAGGACGACCUCUGUAAAACCAUCCAGAAGUGUCAGGACAGAGUUAUCAAGAAAUACGACUACGACAGCAGCACGGUGCGGAAGAAGUUCUUCAGAGAGGCUCUGCUGCAGAUCAUCAUCCCCUACAUGCUGCAGCAGCUCGCCCCGACCUGCACACCAGAGCUGCCUCGCUUCCAGGAGCUGAUCUUUGAGGACUUGUCCCGCUUCCUGCUGGUGGAGAACAUGUACGAGGAGGUCGUCCUGCAGUCCGUCUCCAAGGACAUCAUGAUGGCGGUGAAGGAGGCGGCGGUGCAGCGAAGACACAACCUGUACAGAGACAGCAUCGUUCUGACCAACAGCGACCCCAACCUGCACCUUCUGGAAGAAACACCGCAGGUGGACUGGGAUGCCAAGUUCGGAUCCGACGGUUCAGACGGCGGCAAAGAAAAGGGAUUCAGAGGCAGACGUAAGCAGGUGGUCUCCAUGAUCCAGAUGGAGGGGCUGCCCAUCUCUUACGAGUCCUGCCUCGAGGUCCCAGGGGUGGAACUCAUUCCCGAGGAGGACGGGGACGUUGCGGAGGACGACAUGGGGGAAAUCGAGGAGAACCCGGGUCCGUCCGAGGACCCGAAGUCUCCCGACAGCGUGAACCAAAUCAGAGACCUGAUCAACCCGGUGGUGGAGGUGGUUCUGCCGGGUCCAAAGGAGGACACCACCACCGGGACGGAGACCACCAACGGCACCAUCACCUUGGAGGACGGAGUGCAGGAGGAAGUGACCCACGUCACCACCAUCGUGAGCGACAGCAUCAGCAAGUCCAAGUCCAUCAUGGAGGAGCUGGUAGGCAGCAGGAAGCAGAAGGAGCUGCAGGAUGAAGCGGCCAUCCAGAGAGCCAUCGAGCAGAUGGAGAUGGCGGUGCAGGAAGAGGACAGCGAACAGGCGAGCGAACAGGAAGCGAGCGAACAGGAAGCGAGCGAACACACGACAGAAGCCUCCGACUCGGAGUCUCAGCCGCUAGCGAAGGACUGCGGCUCACGUAACGACGACAGCGGCUUCCAGUCCCCGACCAACGAGGCUGAGACCGAAACGAUCACCAAUGGUCCGGACCAAACUGCCGACCCAGUGGACGUGGAACUGCUGCUAGCAUAGAAAACUGUAAAAACCCAAAACACGAUGAGAAUAUAAAUUUAUUUAUUAAUGUGUUUGUCAGACAUUUAAACAAAGAAGAAAUCUUUGUUAAAUGAUUAGAAGUAACGUAAUGUUAGAUGUAAAGAACGCUAAAUUCAUCCCUGAGUGAAGUUUGGCUCCUCCCACUUGCUACAACUCUAACAAAAUUGGUAUCAAUUAACCAGAUUGUGCAUCAAAAAUAUUUAUUUGUGCUACUUUUGAAGAUAUUAUUGGAAGUUUAAAGGUCAAUCAGGCCACUCCACGUUACCCAAGACUAACUUUUUUAUCAACAUUUAAAAUGACACAAACUCACCAAUUUUGUCAACUUCACUCAAGUUAAAUUCAUCAUCUGCAAACAUUUUACCGCCUUGUUUUAAUCAGCUUGCUUCAUUUGACUGUAAAUAUGUGUAUCUGACCAGCAGGGGGCGCUACAGCCACAGCUGAGAACCUCCUGUAUUUCCUUUAUAUUUCAAAACAAUUAUUGAUCUUCUAAGGUAAUCAGCAAUAUCUGUUUUAAAUACAUGAACGUGUUUAUAGUCAGUACAUUGAGUUAAAUAUGUUUUGUUUUUAUUUAAUGUUUUUGUUUAAUAUUUUUAUAAUCUCAUAGGGGUUGUUAAGCUGUCAUGGUGUUGUAAAGCUGAUUUCAUUCACUCAUUAACGGGAUCAUAGUGGUGAUUAACUGUAAGCUACCCUAUCAGUUAUUUAAAUAAAGGUUUGUAGUUUUGUAUA